AUGAAAUAUCGUUCAACUAGAGGAUCACCCAAGCUUCUUACGUUUUCGGAAGCUGUUUUAGUAGGAUUAGCAGAAGAUGGGGGAUUAUUUAUUCCUACAAAUAUACCAGUCUUACCAGAGAAUUGGCGUAAAGAUUGGUCAAAUCUAACAUUUAAUUCAUUAGCACUCGAGAUAUUUUCAUUAUAUAUUCCAUCGGAAGAGAUUCCACGUAAAGACUUGGAACAGCUGAUUAAUAAAUCAUAUUCAACAUUUAGAUCUAAUGAAAUCACACCAUUAAAAAAAAUUCGAGAAAAAUUUUAUAUAUUAGAAUUAUUUCAUGGACCAACAUUUGCUUUUAAAGAUGUUGCAUUACAAUUUCUUGUAUUAGGAGCUACUAGUGGAGAUACUGGUAGCGCGGCUAUUUACGGCUUGAGAGGGAAAAAAAAUAUUUCGGUAUUCAUCCUUCAUCCACAUGGUAAAAUAUCACCGGUUCAAGAAGCUCAGAUGACAACAGUAUUGGAUAAAAAUGUUCAUAAUUUAUCGGUUGAGGGUACAUUUGAUGAUUGUCAGGAUAUCGUAAAGAACUUAUUUGCGGACAACCCAUUCAAUGAAAAACAUCAUUUAGGCGCAGUUAAUUCAAUAAAUUGGGCAAGAAUAUUAGCACAAAUAGUAUAUUAUUACCAUUCAUAUUUUCAAUUAAUUAAAUCAUUAAAUAUUACGAUGGAAUCAAAUGCAGCAAAAGAAAUUCAACUUCAAUUUUGUGUACCAACAGGAAAUUUUGGAGAUAUAUUGGCAGGUUAUUUCGCGAAACAAAUGGGUUUGCCGAUAAAUAAUUUAUUAACAUCAACUAAUUCUAAUGAUAUAUUAGAUAGAUUUUUUAAGAAUGGCAGAUAUGAAAAAUUAAAAAGUGAGAAUGGAAAAUUUGUUAAAGAAACUUUAAGUCCUGCUAUGGAUAUUGCUAUCUCAAGUAAUUUUGAAAGGUUAUUAUGGUACUUGGCUUAUAAUGAUAGUAAGGUUCAAGAAGAAGAUAAAAUUAAAGAAGUCAGUAAAAUUGUUAGAGGGUGGAUGGAAGAUGUUAAGACUAAUCAAAGUUUAAUAGUUGAAAAAUCUAUGUUAGAUAUUGCACUUUGUGAUUUUAAGAGUGAAAUGGUUUCAGAUCAAGAGACGUUGAAUACUAUUCAGAAAUAUUACGCACCAGAAAACAGAGAUCAAAUUUCUUACAUUCUUGAUCCACAUACAGCGGUUGGCGUUGCAGCCGCAGACAGACAGAUUAUCUCACCUAAUACAAUUCAAAUAUGUCUUGCGACUGCACAUCCAGCAAAAUUUUCUCAAGCGGUAGAAAAAGCAUUAGAAAAUUUCAAAGCAUUUAAAUUUGAAAGUAUUUUACCAAAAGAAUUUAUCGGUUUAUUGGAAAAAGAAAAGAAGGUUGUAUUUGUUGAAAAAGCUGAUCCUUCUUUGGUUAAAAAGGUGAUUGAAAAUGAAUUAGAUACUGAACUAAAUUGA
Messenger RNA from Funneliformis caledonium, 1482 nucleotides. The record is from the annotation of a GenBank genome assembly. Lineage: Eukaryota; Fungi; Glomeromycota; Glomeromycetes; Glomerales; Glomeraceae.